Messenger RNA from Symbiodinium sp. CCMP2592, 1434 nucleotides. The record is from the annotation of a GenBank genome assembly. NCBI's taxonomy places the organism in Eukaryota, Dinophyceae, Suessiales, Symbiodiniaceae.
AUGGACGGGCUGGCAUGGCAGCGCAAAGCCGCGUCGGUCCCCACGAUUGAUUUAGUUGAGUGCAUUGAACGAUCUGGAUCUUUGCUGCCCAGCUGCAGUCAAGCAGUUAGAAGCGAUUUGUUGCGACCCAAGGCCUCCUCUGACAUUGGACUGGCCUGUGAGGAGCCGGUCGAGAAAAAGAAUCCUCGAGAGGAGAAGCGCGGAGGCUUAGCUGUAGACGGGUCGAGUCUGGAGAUUUCAACAGUUGAAGUUGGCUCCAUUUUCACAUCAGACUCCGUACGCUCGGCUGCCGAGCAGGCGCUGAAGCACUUUGGCAACUCCGUGGACGAGCCCAUCCAGCUGGUAGAUCUUGGCAAUGUGCAAAGCCAGAUCCAGCUGUGGAAGAAACAUUUGCCCAAUGUGCGCCCGCACUACGCAGUGAAGUGUUGCCCCAACAAGCAGAUCAUCAAGCAGCUCCGAGACGGAGGUUGCGGCUUCGACUGCGCAACGAUGCAGGAGAUCAGCACAGUUUUGGAGCUGGGUGUCACGCCGGCCGACAUUGUGUACUCCCACCCGUGCAAGCCACGAUCGCACAUUGCCUUCGCCAAGAGCCAAGGCAUUUGCCUGAUGUCCUUCGACAACGAUGUGGAGUUGCGGAAGGUGGCCGCCGUUUAUCCUGAGGCGCAGUUGCUUCUCCGUGUCGUUUGCGAGGACUCGUCGGCGCAAUGCCCCAUGUCACUGAAGUUUGGGGCAAAGCGCGAUACGUGGGCCACGCUGCUGGACAUCAUCCAGGAGCUCCAGCUCAACCUUGCCGGGGUGUCUUUCCAUGUGGGCUCUGGCUGCAAGGACCCGGAAACCUUCGAGCCAGCCCUGGCGGAUGCCAGAGAGGUCUUCCGAAUGGCUUCCGAGCGCGGCAUGAAGGCCUUGCGAGUCCUGGAUAUCGGUGGAGGCUACCCUGGCGACCGGGCGGGUUAUGAAGAGAUCGCACCGGUCAUUGCAGAGAAGCUGGGGCGGCUGUUCCCAGAAAGCGAGUUCCCAGAGCUCACACGCAUCGCGGAGCCUGGUCGCUUCUUUGCAGCCAACAGCGGGCACCUGCUCACGAAGGUCUAUGCCAAAGCAAAGUUGCCGGCGACCGAUGGAAGCGGAGAGCAGGUCUGCCGCUACUACUUGAAUGAUGGGCUGUACGGCUCUUUCAACUGCAUCAUCUACGACCACGUCGAGGUGCGUCCUGAACCAAUCCGACGCGUGGACGGGGAUGAGGUUCCCUGCGCCCUCUUUGGCCCGACUUGUGACGGGUUCGAUGUCGUCCUCGAGAAGCAUCGUAUGCCAGAGCUCGAGGAGGGCGAUUGGAUAUUGUGGCGCAACAUGGGGGCCUACACAUCAGCAGCCGGGUGCAACUUCAACGGAUUUCCACUGGCGCUUUCGUGGUACUACCGUGCCCCGCCCUGCUUGUAG